AUGGCCUGGCUGUGGCUCUCCUGCGUUCUGCUUUCUGCCCUCAUGGCACCUGUGGCAGCCAACACGCCCCCAUCAUUCCAGGGCACUUUGUUUGUGGUGCUGCCCGAGGACCUGCCAGUGGGCAACAAGGCCUUCCAGCUCAGUGCGACCGACCGGGAUGGAGACAAGGUGACCUAUGGGAUCAGCGGUCUCUACGCCUACUUCUUCAACGUCAACUCAUCCACGGGGGAGGCGACCCUGGCGAGCCCUCUGGACUAUGAGACGCAGACCCAGUUCAGAAUCACUGUCUCCGCCAGUGACGGCUAUAACAACCCGAGGGAAAUGCUUGUGAUCAUUGAGGACAGAAACGACAACGCACCCGUUUUCCAGAACACUGGAUUCUCCGCCGACAUCAGUGAGACCCUGCCGGUUGGUUCCCUGGUGUACUCCGUGCUGGCCGAGGACAAAGACACCGGGUCGUCGGGGAUCGUGGAGUACAACUUAACGGAGAUCAUCCCCAGCACCGCAGACAGGUACCUCUUCUACAUUCUGGACAACGGCUCCAUCAUACUCAAUGGCAGCCUCAGCUACAAUAACAAGAGUGCCUUCUACCAGCUCAAAUUGGUGGCCUGUGACUCAGGUGGCUUGCUCCAUGACGUCCAUACCGUCCAGUGCUCCUCGCCUGUCUUCCUGUCCAUCACGGUGAUCGACCAGCCUGACCUUGACCCGCAGUUCAUCAGGGACUUUUACUCGGCCUCUGUGGCUGAGGACGCGGCCUUGGGGACCUCGGUGCUGACGGUGGAGGCCGUGGACAGUGACAAAGGCGUCAACGAUCUUGUGCUCUACAGCAUCUCCAAUUCCACAAGGGUUGGCUGGUUUGACAUUGGAGUUGAUGGGGUCAUCAGGGUCAGUGGCCCCCUGGACCGGGAGCAGCUGCUGCAGGAGGAUGAGGAGGUGCAACUGCAGGUCACGGCCACAGAGAAGAACCUCAACAUCUACGAGCAGCAGGCUCAGGCGAGCAUCUGGGUCACCCUGGUGGUGACCGAUGUGAAUGACCACACGCCCGAGUUCUACAGCUGCAACUUCUCAGACUGCACCUUCAGCCCCCAAGAGGUCCAGGCCGACUUUGUGGGUUACGUGGAUGAGCAUGCCUCCACCCGCAUCCCCAUCGACAACCUCACCAUGGCAGCCUACGACCCAGACAAGGGCAGAAAUGGCACCUUCCAGCUGACCCUGGCUGGGGCAGACGCCAACGCCUUCAGCGUCUCCCCGGAGCGGGUGGCGGGCUCCGCGGAGGUGCAGGUGCUGGUGCGCGCACCACAGAUGGUAGACUAUGAGAACAAGACGGUGAUGCAGGUGCAGGUCGUGGCCACCGACUCUGCCAGCCAGAACUCUUCCACUGCAACGGUGACCAUCCACAUUAGGGACAUCAACGACCACAGGCCCUCGUUCCCCCAGAGCUCCUAUGUCCUCUGCCUACCUGAGCACAGUGCGGCUGGCUUCGUGGUUACCAGUGACAUUCUCGCCACCGACCCUGACACGGGCGACUGGGGCCGCAUCACCUACAGUCUGCUCCCAGGCAACGGGGCAGACCUGUUUGCAGUGGACACAAACUCGGGCAUGGUGACGGUGAGGGACGGAAAGCUGCUGGACCGGGAAAAGCAGGCCGUGUACUACCUGACGCUGCAGGCCACGGAUGGCGGCGACCUUUCGACUUCCACCUCGCUGGAGAUCAACCUGCUGGACAUCAACGACAAUGCGCCCCAAGUCAGCGGCUCCUACAAUGUCUUCGUACGGGAGGAGGAGGAGGAGGUCUCCGUGACCAUCCAGGCCCAGGACAUUGACGAACUAGAAACCGAUAACAGCCGCCUCGUCUACAGCCUGCUGCCUGGCCCCUACAGCCACAACUUCUCCCUGGGCCCCGACACAGAGCUCCUCACAAAUGUGGGACCCCUGGACCGAGAGGAAAUUGAUCGCGCCCUGGAGGGUCGCAUCAUGCUGACCGUGCAGGUGGCUGACUGUGGCACACCUAGUCUCAGUACCGAGGUCAACAUCACCAUCACGGUGGAGGACAUCAACGACAACCCGCCCGUCUUCAACCAGUCUAGCUACACAUUCUCCGUGAUGGAGCAGGAUCCAGGAGCGCUGGUGGGGGUGGUGGAGGCCGAGGACAAGGACCAGACAGAAGUCAACAACCGCAUCAGCUUCAGCCUGUCCGGGAGUGGGGUCAACAACUUCAUCUUGCAGGGCUCCGUGCUGGGGUCUGGGGUGGCCACAGGAUCCCUCUGGCUGCCACCCGACCAAAGCCUGGACCACGAGAGCCAGGCCGUCUUCCGUCUGACAGUGAGUGCCGAGAACCUGGGCUCCCAGGGCCUGGCGGCCCAGGUGGACGUUACCGUAAUGGUGUUGGACAUCAACGAUGAGCCACCCACCCUGGUGGAAGCCUCUCUCCAGGGCGUGCGUGUGGCCGAGAAUAGCUCACGGGACGGCCAGGUGGCCCAGGUGCAGGCCCGGGAUGUGGACUCGAAUGCUUGGCUACAGAUAGAGCUCGUGGGUGUCAUCUGUACCAAGGCCGGGGUCGACGUGGGUGACCUGUGCCGUACUUGGUUCUCCAUGGAAAACGGCUCUGUGUACAUCAGCCAAGGCAAGGCCAUCGACUACGAGGCCUGUGACCUGGUCACGCUGGUGGUGCAGGCCUGUGACCUCAACACGGAUCUCGGCUUCCCAGCCUGCAGCGACAGAGGAAGCCUCGACAUAACCAUUGAGGAUGUCAAUGACAACGCACCUUACUUUGUGCCUGAGAAUAAGACUUUUGUGAUCAUCCCAGAACUCGUGUUACCCGGCCAGCAGGUGGCUACAGUCCAGGCCAGAGACGAUGACUCAGGGGCCAACGGGGCCGUCAAGUUCAACAUUCUGCAUGUGAAUUUCGUCUCUAACGAUGGAACCACGCAGACUUUCCAGAACAUCUUCAACAUUGUUCCCUCCUCAGAGGGCGCCGUGUUCACAGGCAGCAUUGAGUUGAUGACCAACCUGGAUUCCGCUCUACAAGGCAUCUACCAGGUGACCGUCCAGGCCCAGGACACACCUUCUGUGGGUUCUGCCCUAGAAAGUCAACUCACCCUGAACCUUUUCACCGUGGACCAGAGCUACCGUGUGAGGCUGCAGUUUUCCAUGUACAAGGAUGAGGUGGGCGCCAACCUGGAGGCGAUUAAACAGGCUCUGGCCCAAGCCACCAGGACCACUGUGUAUGUCGUGCAUGUUCAGGACCUGGAAUCUAUGGCCAGGGCCCGGGCCAAUUCCUACAUGGAUGCUUACUUUGUCUUCCCCAACGGGUCAGCACUGAUGCUGAGCCAACUUAGUUCGAUGAUUCGCAGUGACGAGGACGCAUUGACAGAGCUGCUGCGGCUGGGGCUCGUGGUGCUGGGCUCCCAGGAGCCCCUGGAUUCAGACCAGAGGAAGCAGCUCGUCAUCGUCAUCGUGGGACUGGGCGUGGCUCUGGCGCUGACCAUCGUGAUCGCAACGACGGUCUUCGUUUGUGUGCAGAAGAGUCACCGGCGGAAGCUUCGGGCUAUGAAGGCUGCCAAGGAGGCACGACAGACAGCAGCAGGGGUGACGUCCUUUGGCGCUGCCAUCCCCGGCACUAACAUAUACAAGACCGAGAAGGCCAACCCUAUGCUGAACUUAUCCGCCAAUGACCUGGGUUUGGAGUACCUCUCCUCCAAUGACCUAGACCACGUCAGCCUCAACUCCCUGGAUGACAAUUCUGUGGACCUGGACAAGGACAGCCGAGACAACAAGGCAAGAUGGGGGGGCGGGGAGCCACCACCGCCCAAUCCCCAAAGGCCCUACGCAGAGCCCCUGAGCAUGCUCCUAUCAGCAAGGCAGCCCACAGAAGGCCAGCAGCAGAACCUGUCUUUCACCAACGGUGGCCUUGACACCACAGACCUGUGA
Molecule: messenger RNA, 3930 nt
Organism: Ochotona curzoniae (black-lipped pika)
Lineage: Eukaryota; Metazoa; Chordata; Mammalia; Lagomorpha; Ochotonidae
Gene: CDHR2
Product: cadherin related family member 2
Exons: 31
Coding region: 1-3930 (1309 amino acids)
Biological process (GO): homophilic cell-cell adhesion
Cellular component (GO): plasma membrane; catenin complex
Molecular function (GO): cadherin binding; calcium ion binding
Source: RefSeq, a predicted model, not a curated record